UUGGUGCUGCCGGGGCGGCAGAGUCAUAAGGGGCUUCCCGCCCGACGCUGCGGGAUGUGUCCAGCCGCCUCGCUGGGCUAGCGGGAGCGCUGCAGCUCCCCAGGCAGCCGGAGAGAAACUGCUAAAGCCCGUUGGCUUGGGAGCCCGCGGGGAUGACGCUGAACGAAGAGUCGGAGCCUCAGGGAGCUGGGGACGCUCCCGACCCUUCCGCUGCCCCCUUGCUGUGCCUGGGGCUGCGGGAGCAGCAGGACGCGCAGGCGGUGGCCGAGGAGCCGAGGCAGGACAAUGGAGCGUGCUGUCCAGGCGGCCAGUCAGCCCAGCUGCUGGCGGGUUCCCCUGAGGGGCAGCAGCCCCAGCAGGAGGCCGAGCCCCCGGAGGGCGGCUGGGGCUGGGUGGUGAUGUUAGCCGCCAUGUGGUGCAACGGUGCGGUGUUCGGCAUCCAGAACUCGUGUGGCGUCCUCUUCGUCUCCAUGCUGUCCGAGUUCGGCUCGCAGGAUGACAAGCAGCUGGUGUUCAAAACAGCCUGGGUUAGUUCCCUGUCCAUGGGAAUGAUUUUCUUCUGCUCGCCCAUAGUUAGUGUAUUUACAGACAUAUUUGGUUGUCGAAUAGUAGCCAUUGUUGGAGCUGCCGUGGGUUUUGUUGGACUUCUUUUAAGCUCUUUUGUAAGCUCCAUUGAACCUCUGUAUUUCACCUAUGGAGUCUUAUUUGCCUGUGGUUGUUCAUUUGCAUACCAGCCAUCCUUGGUCAUUCUGGGGCACUAUUUCAAGAAGCGCCUUGGACUAGUGAAUGGCAUCGUCACUGCUGGCAGCAGCUUGUUCACUGUGUCUCUGCCUUUCCUUUUGAGAGUGUUGAUUGAUUCAGUUGGCCUGUAUAACACGUUACGGGUUCUGUGCAUCCUUAUGUUUGUUCUUUUCCUGGCUGGCUUCACUUACAAACCACUCAUAUCAACCAUAAGAGACAAAGAGGGUGGAAAGAAGGGCAUAUUGAGAUUUCCUCCUGCAAAGAAGAUUUUCAGUUUCUCCAUUUUCAAGGUUAAGAGUUAUCGAAUUUGGGCUUUUGGAAUCCCAGCAGCACUUUUCGGAUACUUUGUGCCUUAUGUUCACUUGAUGCAACAUGUAAAAGAGAGGCUUGGUGAAGAUGUACAAGAAGAGGUGCUUCUGCUGUGUCUUGGCAUCACUUCAGGGAUUGGACGAUUGAUCUUUGGCAGAGCUGCAGACUAUAUUCCUGGUGCCAAAAAAGUUUAUUUACAGGUGGUUUCAUUCUUCUUGAUUGGCCUGAUGUCCAUGAUGAUUCCACUGUGUCAUGUCUUUGGAGGUCUCGUUGCUGUCUGCCUCUUCAUGGGUCUAUUUGAUGGCUGCUUCAUUUGUAUCAUGGCUCCUAUAGCAUUUGAGCUGGUUGGUGCACAGGAAGUCUCACAGGCCAUAGGAUUCCUGUUAGGACUCAUGUCUGUACCUAUGAUAGUUGGUCCACCCAUUGCAGGUAUACUACGUGACUACCUAGGUACCUAUGAUGUAGCAUUUUACCUGGCUGGAGUUCCUCCCAUUAUUGGAGGAAUUAUAUUGUGUUUCAUCCCAUGGGUUCAUGAACAGCAGCAGCCAAAAGAGAAAGCAAAAGCUGUCAAAGAAACAACUAAGAAAAUGCUGGAAAACGAAAGCACUUCAAUCUCAGGCCCAGCAGAAAAGCCCAGUAAAGAACCGGAGUCUGUCGUCUGAUGCUUUAUCUUUUCACUGGACUGAAUUCAUUUUUUAUAGGAGUUAGAUUCCAAUUCUGGAUUUCAAUUGAAAUUAGCAUAUUAUUUUUAAUGGAACUAUUGCUCAGACUGCAGUUUUGUUUGGCAAAGAGCUAAGAACCUUUUAUAUCACUGAGCAGCUCAUUUAGGAGUUCCCGAGUCUAGUUUCAAUCUAUAUUUUUAUGGCAUUUGACGUUUAUAGUAUCAAGAUAUACCUAGUGAUCCUGCACCGAAGGAAAUAUUUUGUUCUAAUCCAUCAGAGCAUAUUUCUGGAAGUGUGAAAGCUGUUGAGUUUAACUGACUCUUCAAGGGUGACUUCAAUAAUUUUACAAACUAUGCAGUGGAGCAAAUUUUUGUAGUGUUUUCCUGGAAUUUCUGGUACCUCUUAUGACUGAUUUUUGUUUUGAUUUCUUGUGCCAUUUUUAACACUUUCUAAAAUUCUAUAUUAUGAUCUUGAAUAGUCAUCUUUUUUAUCCUAAUUCUUGCUGAAAUUAUCUUGCAUUGAGAGCUAAAUUAUUUAACAGAUCCUCAGCUUUACUUUCUCUUAACAUUGUUGUAUUUGCUUAUGCCUAGUCUGAGCCACUUUUAUGCUGAUUUCUAAGUAGCCUAAACAUAAAACAUUUUAGGAUCAGUUUAUGAUAAUACAUAUAUUAAACACUCAAAGUGAAGGACAUGAACUCACACAAGCAAAUAGUCAAAAUUAAGACUGUUAAACCAUUACUACAUCAUCCUUUGUCCCCCCAGUGCUAUAGUGAAUCUGAUUCUUUUUCAAGUAAACUUUGGAAUAAUUGAUAAUGUUUAAACCAUACGAAGUGCAAUACUUGGGUAUAAUAAUAUACAAGUUAGACAAAGACCAAAUUCUGAAUUUCUGUAUUUUUCCUUCAAAGAUUUUACUCUUUAAAAAAUAACAAAAAGACAGCUUUAAGUGAUUAAGUGUUCAAUAAGAUGCAGCUGUUCAUGCCAGUAAAUGGAAACCUAUUAUACAUAAGAGCCAUUAAAGCAAUAUUAAACAAAUCAGGAAGAGAUUUUGCACUACGUGAAUAUUACAGGAUUAUGGUUCUUCAAAAUUUUGCAUGUGAUACAACUGCAUCUUUUCAGGAAAUAUAGAGAAACAUUUUGCAUGAACAAUUACUUACCUUUAUAUUUAUUACGUGUGUACUCUUAGGUAUUAUAGUUGGGGUAAUUUUUCCCAAUAUGCAUUACUUUACACUUAUCCACAUUAAAUUUUAUUUACCAUUAUGUUGCCCAAUCACUCAGUUUGGUGAGAUCUUUUUGAAGUUCUUCAC
Messenger RNA from Pelodiscus sinensis (Chinese soft-shelled turtle), 3015 nucleotides. It is a transcript of the gene SLC16A10, whose product is annotated as solute carrier family 16 member 10. The record is from RefSeq and is a predicted model, not a curated record. Gene Ontology annotation, cellular component: basolateral plasma membrane. Gene Ontology annotation, molecular function: transmembrane transporter activity. Gene Ontology annotation, biological process: transmembrane transport. NCBI's taxonomy places the organism in Eukaryota, Metazoa, Chordata, Testudines, Trionychidae.